Messenger RNA from Gekko japonicus, 966 nucleotides. It is a transcript of the gene PAPOLA, whose product is annotated as poly(A) polymerase alpha. The transcript has 5 exons. Gene Ontology annotation, molecular function: poly(A) RNA polymerase activity. NCBI's taxonomy places the organism in Eukaryota, Metazoa, Chordata, Lepidosauria, Squamata, Gekkonidae. Gene Ontology annotation, cellular component: nucleus. The record is from RefSeq and is a predicted model, not a curated record. The annotation marks the transcript as partial.
GGAGGGUGGGCGGCUCGGUUGCGUCAGCACGCCUACUGGCUCUCCUCCACGCCGCUGUCCCCUCCCCCGCCCCAGAACGUUGCUGUGGUAGCGCCUGGGCGCCAUGUUAGGAGGCCGGAGGGGAAGAAGCAGCGGCGGUAGCAGCGGCAGCCCCCACCAGGCCUAGCGAGCGGCUCCUUCCCCUUCCCCCCUCCCCGUGAGGACCAGAGCCGGGCCCGUAUCAUGCUCACGGCGCCCGCUCUCCAGGGGCGGGAAGAGUGACUGUUCCGCGGAAGAGGUGGCGGCGUUUAACCACAGCCGGAAAGACGAUGCCGUUUCCAGUUACAACCCAGGGAUCACAGCAGACGCAGCAACCACAGAAGCACUAUGGCAUUACCUCACCUAUCAGUUUAGCUGCCCCCAAGGAAAGUGACUGCGUGCUUACUCAGAAAUUAAUUGAAACCCUAAAACCUUUUGGUGUCUUCGAAGAGGAGGAAGAACUGCAACGCAGAAUUCUAAUUUUGGGAAAACUAAAUAACCUGGUCAAGGAAUGGAUACGGGAGAUCAGUGAAAUAAAGAAUCUUCCACAGUCUGUAAUAGAAAAUGUUGGAGGGAAAAUUUUUACAUUUGGAUCAUAUAGAUUAGGUGUGCACACAAAAGGUAAUGUGCUUAAUCUCUGUGUGUGCGAGAGAGAAUAUAUUUUAAACACCCAACAUCCGCAGGCGACAGAUUCUGUUUACGACAUAGUUCAGCUUGAUACCUCGUCCACCUUGGCAUUGCCCAUGUCCUCAGUACUACUGCAGGCAGCAAAAUCACCAUGGCUAAAACCUUCGUCUGCUCCUGUGUCCGCAAGGCGAUUAGAUCACAUGUACAGAGUCCAUGAGUCAGAUGCCGAAUUUCUCUUCUCUCACCCACAGCCUAACUCAAUGGUGAUAACAUCCUCCUCCAAAUCUAAAAGAACACAUUCUACUCCUUCGGAUAAGGAGG